This is a messenger RNA of Brachypodium distachyon (stiff brome), 1471 nucleotides long. Its product is annotated as probable carboxylesterase 18. Lineage: Eukaryota; Viridiplantae; Streptophyta; Magnoliopsida; Poales; Poaceae. The transcript has a single exon. The record is from RefSeq and is a predicted model, not a curated record. Bases 275 to 1321 code for a protein of 348 amino acids. Gene Ontology annotation, molecular function: hydrolase activity.
ACAAGACGACGACGGUGGUUCAGACCGUCAGACGAGCAAGUACAUCCAUGAUCGGUAUAAGCCAACCUACCAUCGUGACCACACCAUUGUACGUUACUCCAAAAAAAACAAAAAAUAUGAGGAGAAGAGAUGAGCUCCAAGAUAAGGAGCGAGCGUUCGAUCGAGCUAGCUAGCUAAAGCUAGUGCAGUACAGUAAAGACUGCAGAGGCGUAUAUAUAUAGCUUAGCCGCCAUUAUUAGCAGGCUUUGUUCAGCAAGCAGCAAAAGAGGGUACAAUGGCGCGCGAGGAGCUCCGGGCGCGGGUGCGGGCGGCGCUGCCGUGGACGGUGCGGCUGCAGCUCCGCGCGCUCGAGGCUGCCGUCGACGCCACGCAGCGCCGCCGCGACGGCACCGUCAACCGCUUCCUCUUCAACCUCCUCGCCGACCGCCGCGUCGCGCCCACCACCACCUCCGGCAGCGUCCGCUCCCUCGACGUCACCGUCGACGCCUCCACGGGCGUCACGGCGCGCGUCUUCUUCAACUCCGGCGCUCCCACCGCGCCGUCCCCGCGGCCCGUCGUCGUCUACUUCCACGGCGGCGGAUUCACGGUCUUCUCCGCCGCCACGGGGCCCUACGACUCGCUCUGCCGCUCCAUCUGCCUCGGCUCCGGCGCCGUCGUCGUCUCCCUCAGCUACCGCCUCGCGCCCGAGCACCGCUUCCCCGCCGCCUACGACGACGGCGCCGCCGCCCUCCGCUUCCUCACCACAUCCUCCGCUGCUUCCCAAAUCCCCGUCCCAAUCGACCUCUCCCGCUGCUUCCUCGCCGGCGACAGCGCCGGCGCCAACAUCGCUCACCACGUCGCCCACCGCUUCACCUCCUCUUCUUCCUCUCCUCCCCCCAACAUCCAAAUCGCCGGAAUCAUCCUUCUAUCCGCCUAUUUCGGGGGCCAAGAGCGCACGGAAUCGGAGCUAGCCCUGGAAGGCGUGGCGCCGAUCGUGAACCUCCGCCGGUCGGACUUCUGGUGGAAGGCGUUCCUGCCGGCGGGGGCGGACCGGAACCACCCGGCGGCGCACGUGACGGGGGAGGCGGGGCCGGAGCCGGAGCUGGGGGAAGCGUUCCCGCCGGCGUUGGUGGUGGUCGGCGGGCUCGACCCGCUGCAGGACUGGGGCCGGCGCUACGCGGCCAUGCUGCGGCGGAUGGGGAAGAGCGUGAAGGUCGUGGAGUUCCCGGAGGCUGUUCACGCCUUCUACUUCUUUCCGGCGCUGCCGGAGUCCGCCAGGCUCGUGGAAGAGAUCAAGGCGUUCGUGCAGCAGGACGCCGAGCCGAAUUCCAAUUCAUCGUAGAGGAACUUCCUCUCCGCACGCGCAUCUUAAUUCCCAUGGCAUCUCUCAAUUGUUUGUACAGUACGUACGUGUUAAGCCAUGCCGUGGGUCAAUAAAAUCGCACUUUUAUAUACGGACGAUGACUUCAAUAAUACUAUUUCCAUUUCAUAA